AAUGAUCACAAGAAGCCGGCACAGCUCCGACCCGCACGAGUCCCACAGGCGGUCUCCUCUGGCGAUGGAAGAUGGCGCUCCUUUUCACGAGGAGGACGUGACUGAAGGUUGCGGUUCUCAGGGACAGACAGACACUACUGCAGCAGUCUCGGCUGGGGCGGCAGAUUCUCUCCCCCUGUUGUUGGACACAGAUAAACUUUACGCAGAUCUUCCCCAACCUUUGGACGAGCAGAUUUCACCAAACAUGGUUAUCAAGUCCAUGAGUGACUUGAGGGAACACUGUUUCAUGACUGUGCGUGACUACCGCCGCUCGUACAUGGACAGGGAACCCAUUAUCUACAGGGGAGACGUCGUGAGAGCCUGCAAGACGCUAAACCUGCCCUACUACUCCUUAACAUCUGUAGAUGUGCUAACGUUGGUGCCGGAGAGUUCCCUCCGACCACUGGAUUUGGACUCGGGCGAUGUAGACAGGGCUUAUGUCUGACCCGUGAACUUUCACACUUCCUCUUUGACACGGAGGGUUUCAACUGAAACCGAUAUUAUUGCCAAAAUUAACCUAAAGUGUAGUCAAUUUCUAGCCUGGGUACCACCCGGAAAGUAGUUCGCUCCGGAGUUCAUUAUAUGCUAUAUACAGACGCUUCUAGCUCUGACAUUUAUUAUACUACUAUCCGGAUGGUAUCCAGGCUAGUGAAUUUCAACAUCUUAGAAUGAACAGAUGCAUCGUUGCAACACAUAUUUCUUGUUGGCAUGCCACAAUAUGCUCUUGGACGUGAUUUACGUUUAGUUCUUUCGAAACGUCGACCAACAUCAAAAGUUUAGAGUGGAACUGUGUAAAGGGCUAUUUUCGUAGCGCUUUUGUGUCCAUUUGAAAUAUUAUCUGCAAUCACUGCUAUACAGUCCGUCUGCACUGACACAUGUCGUGUGAUGUCAACUAAUUCAGUGGAAGCCCACCAUAAAAGAUCAGGAUCAAAGUAACAAAUGUCUAUCACCACAUUUACUUGGCGUAAGUCGUUACGCAUUCGAUGCAACUGCUAAUAUCGCGUAAAGAAAGAAAUGUUUAAGUACUGACCUCUGUUACAUUUCAAGACACCAACUGUUUCAGCAUAAUCAACUGGCAACUCAAAAUAAAUUGAAACAAUUUGAAAUUAAAGUCGUUGACACCAAA
Molecule: messenger RNA, 1165 nt
Organism: Branchiostoma floridae (Florida lancelet)
Lineage: Eukaryota; Metazoa; Chordata; Leptocardii; Amphioxiformes; Branchiostomatidae
Exons: 3
Coding region: 2-484 (160 amino acids)
Source: RefSeq, a predicted model, not a curated record